This is a messenger RNA of Notodromas monacha, 1387 nucleotides long. The record is from the annotation of a GenBank genome assembly. Lineage: Eukaryota; Metazoa; Arthropoda; Ostracoda; Podocopida; Cyprididae.
AUGGUUCGUCUCGGCGUUUGUUACUGCUGGUGGGAUGCGGUUCUUGAUGCCAAAAAUGAUGAGGGCGUCAAAAGUUUCUUCGCUGAAGUGUACGAAACUUACAUCAAGUAUUUCGAAAUGGAGCUAUUCAAUGCGCAGAAACUGCGGAAUCAAAUCGAAGAGUAUGCCGAAGAAAAGGUUUUGAGGAGGAAAACGGCGAAACUCGCCAAGAACGUAUUAGAAAUCGAUGAAGAUUAUGAGAAUAUUCUCUCUGGUUCCUUGGCGAUUAAAGUAGCCGAGGGAGCGUUCAAAGAUGUGCAGAAUGACAAAGUUCCUUUGCUGGCUCAAGGGUUCGUAAGUGUUACGCGUAAAUUUUCCUUUGCCAAGGAUGUGAGGAAUUGGCUUGUCGGCAAACUCGUCGCCGAAUUUCCAGACUGCGAAGUAACCCACGACGUAGUCGCACAGCGUUUCCUUGAUGAGGAUGCGUAUGAAGAAAAUCAAGUACCUCACAUGAAGACACGGAUUGAGAAUUGCUACAAUUCUUUCGAGGAAUCCCUGAGAACAAUCAAUACGAAGGACAUGUGGGCUACGUAUUUGUCCACUAUAGACAAUUUGGAGAACGGACCGCGGACGUAUUCUGAAAAAUACGUACAAGUGACGCGCAGAGCAUUUGAAACAACGGGAAAAUUCGGCGAAGAACUGUUUUCGCUGCUGAUGGGAACAAAGGAAUAUCAACAGGCGUUGGCUGUAAUUAAUCAUGUCAUUAAUCAAGAAUUGGCAGAAGGCGUUGACAAGAUCACGAAUUUGCUGGUAAAGAAAAUGGAUCUCCUGAUGUCAGUGAAAUCUAUGAAAUUUGAAGAAUUCUCGAAAGAAUUCUUUGACAUUCAACGCAUAUGCGACGAAAAAUCUAUGCAUCAAGACGCGGAGAGGAUUUGCGUCACUGUCGCCAAUUACUUGCAGGGAAAUAAUUCGUAUAUGAAGGAUCCACACGCGAAGGAUUUCUUCGAACGAUGCUUCCAACUGAGACCAAGGUGUGGGGCAUUGUUCGAAGGCGUGAGUGGACUUCUCGCCGGAGCUCACAUAUGAGCUGCGAUGACUCGUCGUGGGAUGAAAAUGAAUUCGAAGCCUCGGAUUUAUAUGAUGGAUAUGGCUGAAAUGCUUGCUGAUGCCCAUAUCGAGUUUGUACAUUCCGAUCAGGACAAUGAGUGACUGAAUAUCUCCUUCUCGCUGCGAAAUUUUUUGUACGGUUUUUUUUUCUUGCAUUUUUUGUACGGUUUUUUUCUUACAUUUUUUGUUGUUGUUUCAAGGCAAACAAUGUAAAAAAAGAAGCUGAAUCUCGUCGUUUUACUCGUUUGCACAUGCAUCAUGAUGAUCCGUUGCUCGAAAUAAAUACGCACUCCAGAAUGAA